AUGACUUCCUGGCAAAUAUCAGAAGAUUUUUUGUUGGUAAUGAAUCUAGAAUCAAUAUGUUCGUUACCACGGAGUGGCGGAGUUCAGUGCAUGACCAGCAAACCGUCAGUAAAACGAUACUUCUUCGAUGCAAACUUGGGCAAAUGCUCAUCUUUUCAAUAUACUCAGUGUGGUGGUAAUGGCAACAACUUUGAAACAAUGGAAGAAUGCUCAGGAUUUUGUGCCAAGCUGAAACAACUUAUAGGAGUUAGAAAAAAGCAAUGUCUAUCGGGAGUGCCGUAUAAUACAGAUGGUGUAAAUACUGUUUGCACUCCAACAGCGAUCAACACUUGUCCCGAUAAGUAUUCUUGUCAAAAAGCGCUUUAUGGUUCCAAUUAUAUUUGUUGCCCCGUUCCAGAAUCUAGUUGCAAUCAAAUGGUAUCUGCUGGUACUGCAUGUUUUGGUCAGUGGAUUACAACAGACAAAUAUUACUUUAAUGCUGCGAAUCGUAAAUGCGAAAAGUUUGAUUAUUUUGGUUGCUCUGGAAACAGUAACAACUUCCGAAGCAAACAUAUUUGCGAACAGAACUGUAUACCUCAAGCCAACAAUGUUUGCAACGGUGUUGCUGCUUUAGCAGAUCCAAAUAAUCAUCUUCAACGGUGUUCCAAGGCUGUUCCUUGUCCUAUUGGUUAUGUUUGCAGUAAGAAACAGUUCUGCUGCCCAAUACCUCCAUUUGCUUGUUCCUCACCAAUGAGCUCAGGAAAUCUGUGCGGAAAAGCACCUCAGCGAAGCGCUUGGUAUUAUGAUCCUGAAACGCGAAAUUGUGCUCAAUUCACAUAUCACGGGUGCGGAGGUACAGCGAACCGAUUCUUUGACAGAAAAUCUUGUGUAGCAACCUGUGUUGGUUCAGAAAGUUUUGGUGAAUGCCCAAAGGGUAUGUCACCGUACAUUGAAGCUGGUAGUCUCAUACCAAAGAAGUGCACACUUAAUGUUGCCGGUGUAUGUCCGUCACCGUCGUCUUGCGUUCGUUCAACACUAAACACAGCAAUAUGCUGUCAGAGCGCAGCUAAGUGUCCAGAUCGACGGAAACCUUACGUGAUUCCAGUCUCAGGUUUUUACAUGUGUUGUUCCUCAGAAGAUGAAAAUUUGUCAGAAGAACUGCCAUCAGUACUAAAGCAUCAGUGCCCAAAUAAGGCUCCAUCAAACGGCAGAACCUGUACUGUAAACGCUGUAGGAGACUGCCCAGAUGGUUACACCUGUAUUCCCAUGGAGCCGGAUACUACUGGAGUUUGUUGCCGUACAUUACCAAAGUGUAAACGCGGGAAAGAGCACUUUAUUGGAUCUGGCCAACCUCAAGUAUGUGGCCCGGAUCUAUUGACCUGCCCACGAGGUUUCGUAUGUGCUCUAUCAUCCUUACCAGCAAUAAAUGUGUGUUGCCGGAUGCCAAGUUCUGCAGCUCCAAGAUUUCACUCUUUGUCCCUUCCAUCGCUGGGCACAUCUCCCGUAUGUUCCAAUGGGAAAGCACCAUUUUAUGAAAUCGGAAGUCCCUUUCCAAAACAGUGCAUAACAUUUCUUCAAAAUCAGUGUCCCAACAAGUAUGCUUGCAAACCAGCAAAAACUGGAGGACUGUUCUACUGUUGCCCUGUUUCACCAACAGAGUGCUACAAUGGACAAAACGCUCUGCUCCGGCAAGGAACUGUAAUACCACAGACUUGCAGUUUUGAGGCAAAUAACUGUCCUAAAGGAUACAGCUGUGUUAUUCUUUUCAGCUGUCAACAUUCAGCGGACGGUAACAACUUCUUCUGUUGCGUGGAUAGAGCCAGCACAGCGCGUUGCCCUCUAGGGUCCUCUGAAUACCUCUACGGAUCUAGACCUUUGGCUUGUCCACAAGGUUCAGAUAAAUGUCCGAAAGGCUACUCAUGUGUGGAGUCAGACAGCAGCGGAAUUUAUUUAUGUUGUUCAGGUUCAGCACCACAGAGGCCAAUGUGUCGAAGUGGCCAUGCUUAUAUGGACCCUACGAAAAACCUCCCUCAGGAAUGCUACACACAUAAUAAUUACUGCCCACCCGGUUAUUACUGUCAGCAGAGCACAGUCGCUAACCGCAAUGUCUGCUGUUCUCCAGAAGGAAUUACUGGACAGUAUGACGGUUAUUGCCCACUUGGACAAAUUCCUUUCAUAACGCAAGCAAAUGCUGCACCGCGAACAUGCCAUAUGACUUUGUAUCCAUGCCCUACCAUCGCUCCCUAUACUUGCAUCUACAGUUCCGAAAAACAAAAUUCAUAUUGCUGUGCCCCGAUCGACACCGCAUUUACCCACUCUCGGUCUUUACCGACAGAUGCAAAUACAUUUGGAUGCCAAGCUGGAAGCCAGCCAUUAAUCGGUGAGGGUGGCAUACCACAAAAGUGUAAUCCAGGCAUCUGUCCGCCGUCAUACACAUGCCAGCCAACAUCGCAUUUUGGUACCUGGCAAUGUUGCUCAGGUGAAACCAUUUACCGGAAAUCCCCAAAAGCUUCAGAAUCAUCGGACUGUGACCACGGUUCGGUACCAAUAAAUGGCCGUUGCAUGAGACUUUUUUACAUUGGACAGAAGGGAUGUCAGGUAAAUGAGCAAUGCUCGUUAAAGCUUCCGGAAGCAAGAUGUGAGCACCGUUAUUGCAAAUGCCCGCGACACAAGCUAAUUCACGGGUCAAAAUGCGUUACUCAUUGCCCUGACGGCUUUAUAAACAUUGCUGCCCGGUGUCAUGACCUGACAACCGUUGUCUUCAUGGACUCAGUUGAUUCACGCCAAAAUGGAACCAUCGGCGGCUUUUGUAAGGCAACAGUCGUUGAAGAAGAACAGUGCGACGUUGAAAACGCCUUCUGUAACGAAAAGUCGAUUACUUGUCAAUGUAAACCUGGAUACGAGUUGAAAAUGAAUUUUGAAGACCAGAAUGACACGGUAAACUUUACUUUCUUCAUGGCCUAUUGGCCCAAAAUUGUGACUACAGUGUUAAAAGUGAGCGGCAACAGCAUUGCCGGACGUUCAGCUUUCAAGUCUCGGCAAUUUUACAUGUCAUUGGCAGCAUAAAG
This is a messenger RNA of Enterobius vermicularis (human pinworm), 3047 nucleotides long. NCBI's taxonomy places the organism in Eukaryota, Metazoa, Nematoda, Chromadorea, Rhabditida, Oxyuridae. The record is from the annotation of a GenBank genome assembly.